Messenger RNA from Uranotaenia lowii, 3291 nucleotides. RefSeq lists its product as uncharacterized. The transcript has a single exon. Gene Ontology annotation, molecular function: nucleic acid binding. The coding region runs from base 1 to 3291 and encodes 1096 amino acids. Lineage: Eukaryota; Metazoa; Arthropoda; Insecta; Diptera; Culicidae. The record is from RefSeq and is a predicted model, not a curated record.
AUGAUCGAGCAAGGUCUUGCCGAUAAUCUUAAUCUCAAAGGUACCCUAGAACCAUUACAUUUGCAAUGGACCGCUAACGUGACUCGCUUCGAAGAAAAUUCUCGUUCAAUUGACCUACAGAUUUCCGGGAAGGAUAAGAGAAAACGAUACUGCUUGAAAAACGCCAGAACAGUCGAGGUCUUAGAGCUCCCGAUUCAGUCCAUUUGCCACCAAGAACUUAUUGAAGAGUAUCCGCAUCUGCGAGGACUCCCUCUAACGGACUAUGAAUUCGCCCGACCACAACUGCUAAUAGGUCUCGAAAAUAUUCACCUUGCCACGCCUCUGAAAAUCUGUGAAGGAGCACAUGGGCAACCGAUAGCCACAAAGACACGCCUAGGGUGGUGUAUCUACGGAGCAAUUCCGUACUUAAAAACACGCAAAUCCUAUCAGCAGCUGUUUCAUGGAAGCGAACAGACUGAAGAUGAGAAAUUAAAUGAAAUUAUAAAGCAACAUAUUAUCAUAGACAACUUAGGUGUACGUAGUACGGGAAUAGCACUCGAGUCCAAUGAAGAUAAACGUGCUCGAGAAACAUUAGAAUCCACCACACGCCGAAUUCCUGGAGGGUUCGAAACCGGAAUUCUGUGGAAAAGCGACAAUGUUGUCUUUCCGGAUGGGUUUUCUAUGGCUCUUAGUCGGUUAAACAGUUUAGAAAAGAAAAUUUAUAAACAUCCGGAUUUGGCCAAUCGCGUGAAGGAACACAUUAACGAAUACCUUGAGAAGGGAUACGCUCAUAAAGCCACUUACGAGGAACUGAAUUCUGCGGAUCCGAAACGAGUCUGGUAUUUACCAUUGGGCGUCGUUAUUAGUCCCAAAAAACCAGAAAAACUGCGACUUAUUUGGGAUGCAUCGUCGAAAGUUCGGAACACCUCAUUCAACUCAUUGGUACUAAAGGGGCCGGAUCUACUCACGUCACUUCCUGCAAUUCUCUUCCGAUUUCGAUCUAGAAGGGUGGCAAUAUGUGGCGACUUGAAAGAAAUGUUCCACCAGAUAAAAAUUCGAAGUGAAGAUCGGUCUGCUCAGAGAUUCUUGUGGAGAGAUGAUCCAUCCGCCAAACCGGAAGUCUACACCAUGGACGUUGCAACUUUCGGUUCUGCCUGUUCACCCUGUUCAGCACAAUACAUUAAAAACCUCAACGCCAAGGACUAUGAAGAUAAAUACCCAGAUGCAGCAGAGGCCAUAAUCAAUGGUCAUUAUGUCGACGACUAUUUAGACAGCAAAGAUACAGAAGAGCAAAUAAUCAGUCUGACCAACGAUAUUCGAUUCGUACAUCGCCAAGGUGGGUUUGAAAUCCGAAAUUUCAGGUCUAAUUCUUCAUACGUUCUUAAAGCCAUCGACGAGAUCCCCCUUCCGCCUAAAGAGUUGGGCGUAUUUCCGAAAGAAAUAGAAUCCGUACUGGGCAUUCAAUGGUUGCCAGUAAACGAUGUCUUUACCUUUUCCCUGAAUCUUCCGAACUUUGACUGCAAGCUGGUUGAUGGUUCAAUUCGCCCUACAAAACGCCAAAUACUAAGAAUAAUAAUGACCAUCUAUGACCCACUCGGAUUGCUGGCCGCAUUCAUAAUUCAAGGAAAAAUAAUCAUACAAAAACUGUGGAAAACUGGAUGUAACUGGGACGACGAAGUAAAUGAUGAAAUAUUCUCUAACUGGAAACGAUGGACAAAUUUGUUCUCUGGAUUGGGUAACAUUCAUAUUCCAAGAUCCUACUUCGGGGCGGCUGUCCCCGAGCUUUGCAAACCAAUCCAACUCCAUGUGCUUGUCGACGCCAGCGAAGAGGCAUAUGCUUGUGUCGCCUAUUUUCGCUACACCGACGGAGGCGUAAUUCGGUGUUCCCUAGUGGGUGGGAAGUCUAAGGUCGCCCCUGUUAAAACGCUGUCCAUACCAAGGCUCGAACUACAGUCAGCAGUGUUGGGAACACGCCUAGCAGAUUUCAUACAAAAAAACCAUCAAAUACCAAUAACUGAACGGUUUUUCUGGACCGACUCAGCGACAGUGCUCCACUGGAUUCAUUCUGAUACACGCAAGUAUCAUUCAUACGUGGCGUGUAGGAUUGGAGAAAUUUUAACAUCAACAAACAUCAUGGAAUGGAAAUGGGUUCCUUCUCGCAGCAACGUAGCCGACGAAGCCACCAAAUGGGGUCGGGGACCAUGCUUUGAAGCUGAGAGCAGAUGGUUGCGUGGACCAGAUUUCCUCUGGGGCAGCGAAGAUUCGUGGCCUGAACAAAAAUGGAAUCCAGCAAACGGGAAUGAAGAAUUGCGCUCAAGUCACUUUCAUGCAAAGAAAACCGAUGAGAAACUAAUUGACGUUCACCGAUUCCACAAGUGGGAGAGAAUGCAACGAACAAUCGCGUAUGCAUUUCGAUUUGGCACCCCGCGAAGUCGCAGCGAAACAUCAAACGAACCGAAGUCUCUAGAACUCCUCGACCAAAAGUAUCUACGCCAAGCUGAAAUGGUAUUACUGCAGAUUAUCCAACGAGAAUCGUUUCCAGAGGAAAUGGUCGCAUUACGGAGAGUCCAAAAUAAAAAGCCUGCGGGGGUGGUGCCGAUCACCAGUCCGCUAUACAAAUUAUCAGCUUACAUCGAUGAAGAGGGAUUGGUCAGAAUGGACGGUCGUAUCGGCGCCGCCCCCAACUUGCCGAUCGAAGCUAAGUGUCCUAUAAUCCUAGCCAAAAACCAUCCUAUAACGUUCCUUCUUGUAGAUUACUAUCACCGCCGCUACUUGCAUCGAAAUGCCGAAACUGUUUUCAACGAGAUUCGCCAGCUUUUCUACAUAACGGGACUUCGGAAGCUGAUACGCACUGUAGGUUCCCGUUGUCAAUGGUGCAAGGUCUACGGCAGUUCCCCGAUGCAACCGAUGAUGGCUCCUUUACCGAAGGCUCGGCUCGUAGCGUUCCAGCGACCUUUCACCUACGUUGGUCUGGAUUACUUUGGACCAAUCCUGGUUAGGGUUGGUCGAUCGCAUGUGAAGCGCUGGGUAGCGCUCUUCACAUGCUUUACAACCAGGGCUAUCCAUCUCGAAGUCGCCCACAGCCUCUCCACUGUCUCCUGUAAAUUCUGCAUACGCCGCUUUAUAGCUCGACGUGGUGCUCCAGCCGAAAUAUACACCGAUAAUGGCACAAACUUUAGAGGAGCCGCUAAUGAGCUGCAACGUCAACUUAACAACAUCAACCAAAGAUGCGCGGAGACAUUUACUAACACCAACACCAAAUGGUACUUCAACCCACCAGCGCACACAGGGGAAAAUGAUGUGAAAAGGUGA